AUGUCAUACCACUGGUUUCCUGCCAUCAAGCGACAGUGGUCCAUCUCAAGAGGAGCAGUUUCUGACCAUGGAUGCAGCAGCUCUUACUUGACGUAUACAUCUGAUGCACCUGAAAGUGAAAUGGAAAGGCAGCCUACCCAAAGUCUCCAGGAUACCCAGCAAGGUGUUAACAUUUCUUCCAGUACAUCUCUGGAACAUCCCACCAAAGAGUUCCCUAGGAAGAAGAAGUGCAAGAGGAGGCACUUGGUUUCCCCUCAGGAGUCCGUCAUUGAAGACAUUGACUUUGAUGAAGGAGGAGGGUCUCCAAGAUCACCACUUGAAGACGUCUCCUUUGGAGACAUUCUUGAAAUCCUAAAGCAAAGGGUGGUUGGUCAGCCCAAAACCUCUUCCUGGAGGAGUCAAUUUUCCCUGGAGGCUUUUGGGUCUGGCUUGUCUAUGUCCUGGGUAAGUCCACCUGCUGAUGAGCUCAUUGAUUUUGUCUCUUGGUGGGUGUGGAAGGAGCCUGACCCAGUUGAACCAGUCCUCAAGAGACCAGUUUGGAUUCUAGCACCACCUGUAGGCAAGGAACUUUGGAGAAAGGGAGUGCCUAUAGAUGCUAUGGUCAUUGCAGUGGCCACUAAGAAGGAACUCACAGAGCAGAGUGACUCUGUCUAUUGUCCUAACAGAGAGGCUAGGCCUUCAAAAGGAAAAAGUUUGCCUUCACGAGAAGCAGUGAGGAAGAAAAAUGAGACGGAAGACAAUGGAGAAGAGGCAAUGCAGAGGAAUGAAGAUCCAGCAGGAAGAGUUUCUGUUGAACGACUUUAUCAGAAAAUGUCGCAGCUGGAGCACAUUUUGCUCCGUCCAGAGAAUUACAUUGGAUCUAUGGAAGCUGUUACACAGCCAAUGUGGGUGUUUGAUGAUGAAACUGGCAUGAACUACAGAAAUGUGACAUAUGUUCCUGGACUGUACAAAAUCUUUGAUGAAAUUAUCGUGAAUGCUGCUGAUAACAAGCAAAUGGAUGAAAAAAUGAAUUGCAUCAAAAUAUCUAUUGAGCCAAAAAGAAAUAUGAUCAGAGUCUGGAAUAACGGAAAUGGAAUCCCUAUUGUACAACAUAAAAUAGAGAAAAUGCUUGUUCCUACACUCAUUUUUGGUCACCUCCUGACAUCUAGCAACUAUGAUGAUGAUCAGAAAAAAAUAACUGGUGGUCGAAAUGGUUUUGGUGCUAAAGUCUGUAACAUCUUCAGCAAAAAAUUUACAGUGGAAACUGCAAGCAAUGCAUAUAAGAAACAAUUUAAGCAGACUUGGAGGAAUAACAUGACCAUAGCUGAUAAGCCACAGCUAAAGCGAUUUAAUGGUGAUGAUUUUACCUGCAUCACUUUUCAGCCUGACCUAUCAAAGUUUAAAAUGACAGUGCUGGACAAGGACAUUGUGGCACUGAUGUCAAGGAGAGCUUAUGAUAUUGCUGCAACUACCAAAGGAAUCAAUGUCUAUCUCAAUGAAAAAGAAUUGCCUGUGACUGGUUUCCGAUCUUAUGUAGAUUUGUACGUGAAGGAAAAUGUAGAUUCAAGUGGUAAAGCUGUCAAGGUCAUCCAUGAGGUAGUGAACAAUCGAUGGGAGGUGUGCUUAAACUUAAGUGAGAAGGGCUUUCAGCACAUCAGCUUUGUUAACAACAUUGCUACAGUCAAGGGGGGUAGACACCUUGACCUUGUAAGUGAUCAAAUUGCCAAUAGGUUGAUAGACGUUGUGCAGAAAAAGAAUAAACACGGGGUGUCAGUGAAACCUUUCCAGGUGAAGAACCACAUGUGGUUGUUUGUGAAUUGCCUCAUUGAAAAUCCAACUUUUGAUUCCCAGACAAAAGAAAACAUGACUCUGCAGCCUAAGAAUUUUGGCUCAACAUGCAUCUUGAGUGAAAGAUUCAUUAAAUCUGCCAUUUCUUGUGGCAUUGUGGAGAGUGUCUUGAGCUGGGCUGAAAUCAAAGCUAUGUCUGAGUUAAAGAAGAAAUGCACAUCUGUGAAACAUUCUAAACUCAAGGGGAUUCCUAAACUGGAUGAUGCAAACUUUGCAGGGACUGCACGUUCUUUAGAAUGUACUUUGAUCCUGACUGAGGGUGACUCUGCCAAAACACUAGCUGUGUCUGGUUUAGAAGUUGUUGGAAGAGACAGAUUUGGAGUAUUUCCUUUAAAGGGUAAAUUACUUAAUGUCCGUGAAGCUUCUCAUAAGCAGAUUUUGGAAAAUGCAGAGAUAAACAACAUUAUUAAAAUUGUUGGCUUGAAAUAUGGAAAUGAGUAUGAAGAUGAACACUCUUUGAAGAGCCUUCGUUAUGGGAAGAUUAUGAUCAUGACAGAUCAGGAUCAAGAUGGCUCCCACAUUAAGGGACUGCUAAUUAACUUCAUUCACCACAAAUGGCCCUCUCUGCUGAAGCACAACUUUCUGGAGGAAUUUAUCACUCCUGUCAUAAAGGCAAUGACAGCCCAUGAGCAAUUAUGUUUCUACAGUAUUCCUGAGUUUGAUGCUUGGAAGAAAGCUACAGAAAAUUAUAAGAACUGGAAGAUAAAGUACUACAAAGGUCUGGGUACUAGCACAGCAAAAGAGGCAAAAGAAUAUUUUGCAGAUAUGGAUCGUCACCGGAUUCCUUUCAGAUACUGUGGUCCUGAAGAUGAUGUUGCAAUUGAUCUGGCCUUUUGCAAAAAAGAAGUUGAUAAUCGAAAAAAGUGGCUUACUAAAUUCAUGGAUGAUAGAAAGAAGUGUAGAUUACAAGGACUUCCCGAGGUAUUCUUGUAUGGGAAGAAUACAGAAUUCUUGAGUUAUAAUGACUUCAUCAAUAAAGAACUGAUUUUGUUUUCAAACUCUGACAAUGAACGAUCCAUACCUUCAUUGGCUGAUGGUUUAAAACCUGGCCAGAGGAAAGUCCUUUAUACCUGCUUCAAAAGAAAUGAUAAACAUGAAGUAAAAGUUGCACAGUUGGCUGGUUCAGUUGCUGAAAUGUCUGCUUAUCAUCAUGGAGAGAUUUCACUUAUGAUGACUAUAAUAAACUUGGCACAAAAUUUUGUGGGGAGUAACAACAUCAAUCUUCUGCAGCCUAUUGGUCAGUUUGGUACCAGAUUGCAAGGAGGAAAAGAUGCUGCCAGUCCUCGAUAUAUUUUUACAAAACUCAGUCCACUUGCCCGUAGGCUGUUCCCAGCUGUGGAUGACAGUAUUUUAAACUUUUUGUAUGAUGACAACCUACAAGUAGAACCUGAAUGGUACAUCCCUAUUAUCCCAAUGGUGUUAGUGAAUGGAGCUGAUGGUAUUGGUACUGGCUGGGCGAGUAAAAUACCUAACUAUGAUCCUCGAGAAAUCAUAUACAAUAUAAAACGAAUGUUGGAUGGAAAAGAACCACAACCAAUGGUACCCAGCUACAAGAAUUUCAAUGGAACUAUUGUUAAAGUUGGUCAAAACCAGUACAUAAUAAAUGGGGAAAUCUCAGUGCUGGAUUCGAAAACCAUUGAAAUCUCUGAACUUCCUGUGAAAUCCUGGACACAGGCCUACAAAGAACACGUUUUGGAGCAACUGCUGCUUGGAACUGAGAAGACGCCACCUCUGAUUAAACAUUAUAAAGAAUAUCAUACUGAUACUUCGGUGAGAUUUGUUGUGGCCAUGGCUGAAGAGAAGCUUCUGGAGGCAGAAGCAGCUGGAUUACACAAUGUUUUUAAAUUGCAAAUCCUUCUCACAUGUAAUUCCAUGGUGUUGUUUGACCAUGCUGGUUGUUUGAAAAAGUACAGUUCAGAAUUAGAAAUUCUGAAGGAGUUUUUUGAACUACGACUGAGGUACUACGGUCUAAGAAAGGAGUGGUUAAAGGGGAUGUUGGAAGCUGAGUCUUCUAAACUCGUCAAUCAAGCUCGCUUUAUUAAGGAGAAGCUUAAGGGGAAAAUCAUAAUUGAAUCAAAGAAAAAGGAGGCUGUCAUUAAAAUGCUGAUUAAAAAGGGAUACGACUCUGACCCUGUUAAAGCCUGGAAAAAAGCCCAUGCAAAAGAAUUGGGUGAGGAGGAGAACAAGAAUGCUAAAAAUGACACUAGUGCGUCAGAAUCUGAUUUUAACUACCUCAUGAACAUGUCACUCUGGAGUCUGACCAAGGAACGUAUAGAUGAAUUGCUCAAGCAGCGAGAUGCCAAGGUUGAUGAACUGAUGGUUUUGAUGAGGAAAAGUCCCACUGAUCUUUGGAAGGAGGAUCUUGAUGUUCUUCUUUAUGAACUGGAUCAUAUUGAAGCAAUUGAAAAACAAGAACAGUUGACUGGAGUGACUGAGAAAGCUGGCAAAAAGAAAAUGGACACUUCACAGCUGAACGAUACAAUGCCAUCUUCCAGUGGAAGGCGAAUUAUUCCAGUAGUGUCGACUGAAAUGAAAUAUGAAGAUAGUGAAAUCCUAAAUAAGAAGGUAUUGUAUUUAUUAUACGUUUCUAACAAGUGUGAAAGACUUAAAUGUCAGUGA
Molecule: messenger RNA, 4446 nt
Organism: Protopterus annectens (West African lungfish)
Lineage: Eukaryota; Metazoa; Chordata; Ceratodontiformes; Protopteridae
Product: DNA topoisomerase 2-beta-like
Exons: 29
Coding region: 1-4446 (1481 amino acids)
Biological process (GO): sister chromatid segregation; DNA topological change; resolution of meiotic recombination intermediates
Cellular component (GO): nucleus
Molecular function (GO): DNA topoisomerase type II (double strand cut, ATP-hydrolyzing) activity; DNA binding; ATP binding
Source: RefSeq, a predicted model, not a curated record